Brachypodium distachyon (stiff brome) is the source of this 2886-nucleotide messenger RNA. RefSeq names its product chloride channel protein CLC-c. The transcript is spliced from 8 exons. Gene Ontology annotation, molecular function: voltage-gated chloride channel activity. NCBI's taxonomy places the organism in Eukaryota, Viridiplantae, Streptophyta, Magnoliopsida, Poales, Poaceae. The coding region runs from base 286 to 2673 and encodes 795 amino acids. Gene Ontology annotation, cellular component: intracellular membrane-bounded organelle; plant-type vacuole membrane. The record is from RefSeq and is a predicted model, not a curated record. Gene Ontology annotation, biological process: chloride transport; transmembrane transport.
CCAUAGCCAAUAGGCGUUGCUCCUUUCCUCUUCUCUUCUCUUGUCCGACUCGUCCCGCCGGCCCUCCGCUUUCUCCACAAGCUUCCCCACCCUCACCACACCUAUCGCCACGGUUAUCUUCUUAAUUCCUAGUCCCCAUCUCUGCUAUAAUUGGUAAGGAGGAGCAGGGGAUUGAUCGGAACAGGAGGAGAAGGCUCUCUGUUUCUGACGGGAUCAAGAUCGGCAGCUCAUCAUAAAAACUGAAGGGCAUUGGAGGAGAAGGGAGAGCAAGGAAGUUCGCGAAGAAUGGACGGCGACCACGCGCCGCCGCCGCUGUCGGAGCGUGACGGCAGCUUCAACUACGACAUAGAGAGCAUGGACGGCGGCGGGUGGCGCGGCGCCGCGGCGGCGGGGAGGUUCGGGUCGUCGGAGGCGCUGCUGCGGUACGACGACGGCGAAGGCCCGCGCGAGCCGCUGCUGCGGAAGCGCACCAUGAACACCACCUCCCAGAUCGCCAUCGUCGGCGCCAACGUCUUCCCCAUCGAGAGCCUCGACUACGAAAUUGUGGAGAAUGAUCUUUUCAAGCAAGAUUGGCGAUCAAGAAAGAAGAAGCAAAUAUUCCAGUACAUUGUUCUGAAAUGGGCAUUGGUUCUUCUUAUUGGUGUGUUGACCGGACUUGUUGGCUUCUUCAACAACCUUGCAGUUGAGAAUAUUGCUGGAUUCAAAUUGUUGCUCACUGGCGAUCUCAUGCUCCAGGAGAGGUACUUCACAGCAUUUUUGGCAUAUGGGGGCUGCAAUCUAGUCUUGGGAGCCACUGCUGCAGCAAUCUGCGCUUACAUAGCACCUGCUGCUGCUGGGUCCGGUAUCCCUGAAGUUAAGGCAUAUCUUAAUGGAGUUGAUGCUUACUCUAUUUUAGCGCCCAGCACACUCUUUGUGAAGAUAUUCGGUUCCAUACUUGGAGUUUCAGGUGGGUUUGUACUUGGGAAAGAAGGUCCCAUGGUACAUACAGGGGCAUGCAUUGCGAACUUGCUAGGCCAGGGGGGAUCACGCAAGUACCAUCUUACUUGUAAUUGGCUGAAGUAUUUUAAGAACGAUAGGGAUAGGCGAGAUUUGAUUACAUGUGGGGCAGCAGCUGGGGUGGCAGCAGCAUUCCGUGCGCCUGUCGGUGGUGUACUCUUUGCUCUCGAGGAAGCAGCGUCAUGGUGGCGAAGUGCUCUACUGUGGAGAACAUUCUUUACAACUGCUGUUGUUGCUGUAGUGUUGAAGGCCCUGAUUGAGAUCUGCCGUAGUGGAAAAUGUGGUCUCUUUGGGCAGGGAGGGUUGAUUAUGUUUGAUCUUAGCUCAAACAUUCCGACAUACGGCACACAAGAUGUCAUUGCAAUAAUGGUCCUCGGAAUAAUUGGUGGUGUCUUUGGAGGCCUUUUCAACUUUCUCUUGGAUAGGAUUCUCCGUGUCUACAGUAUUAUAAAUGAGAAAGGUCCUCCAUUCAAGAUCCUUCUCACCAUCACAGUGUCUAUCAUCACAUCAGCAUGCUCUUACGGACUCCCUUGGCUUGCUCCAUGUACUCCGUGCCCUGUUGGAUCCAUGGAGGAGUGCCCUACCAUUGGUCGUUCUGGAAAUUUUAAGAACUUCCAGUGCCCGGCUGGUCAUUACAAUGGUCUUGCAUCACUCUUCUUUAAUACAAAUGACGAUGCCAUCCGCAAUCUUUUCAGCAGAGGCACAGAAAAUGAGUUCCACAUGACUAGUCUUUUCGUAUUCUUCACUGCUAUAUACUGCCUUGGUCUCGUGACUUAUGGUAUUGCUGUCCCAUCUGGUCUCUUCAUCCCUGUUAUACUUGCUGGGGCUACAUAUGGACGUAUUGUAGGGACACUUCUUGGCCCCAUAUCUGACCUUGAUCCUGGUCUCUUUGCACUGCUUGGUGCCGCAUCUUUCCUUGGUGGCACAAUGAGAAUGACCGUCUCAGUCUGUGUGAUCCUUCUGGAGCUCACCAAUGAACUCCAUAUGCUCCCUUUGGUCAUGCUCGUCCUUCUGAUAUCAAAGACCAUAGCUGAUUGCUUUAACAAAGGGGUCUAUGAUCAGAUUGUAGUGAUGAAAGGUUUACCAUUCAUGGAGGCUCAUGCUGAACCAUACAUGAGGCACUUGGUAGCUGGUGAUGUUGUGUCUGGGCCACUGAUAUCCUUUUCAGGUGUUGAGAAGGUGGGCAACAUUGUUCAAGCGUUAAGGAUCACGGGCCACAAUGGAUUUCCGGUUGUUGAUGAGCCACCAAUAUCAGAAGCUCCAGAGCUGGUUGGGCUGGUGCUUAGAUCACAUCUGUUGGUUCUGCUGAAAGGCAAGACCUUCAUGAAGGAGAAGGUGAAAACAAGUGGCAGCUUUGUGCUGCAAAGAUUUGGUGCAUUUGACUUUGCCAAGGCCGGUUCUGGGAAAGGUAUCAAAAUCGAGGAUCUGGAUUUCACUGAUGAAGAAAUGGAGAUGUAUGUCGAUCUCCAUCCGGUCACAAAUACUUCACCUUACACAGUGGUUGAAACAAUGUCACUUGCAAAGGCUGCAGUUCUUUUCAGGGCAUUAGGACUAAGACACCUGUUGGUUGUGCCAAAGACCCCAGGGAGACCUCCCAUUGUUGGGAUUCUCACAAGGCACGAUCUCAUGCCGGAGCAUAUCCAUGGGCUGUUCCCAAAUCUCCGCAAGUCACAUUGAUGGGCAAAAUGGGAGAACAUCCAGCAGGCCCUACAAUUUUUCCCAGCUUGUUAUUUCUUGUAAGGUGCUUGGACGAUGAAAUAAUCUGGUAUUGUUGUAAAGAGUUGAUUUCCCCCAAUCAGCAAUUCAUCGGAUUUCCUUGUGGUAGUUUAUGCUCUUGUGUAACAAACAGCAAUGCUCUUGGCAGUGUGUGCUCUCCUCCUCUUUUCCUCA